AUGGCCAGCGGGCUGACCUAUUUCAGGGAGUCCUUCGAGAACAUCCAUCUGGAUCUGUCAAAACAAUCCGGCAGAUGCAGGCUGGCAGAAAGUGGUCUCGGCUGGAAGGCCGGCGGCUCAUCAGCAGAGCCCUUUACACUCAGCGGCGAUCAGCUAUUAUCUGCCCAAUGGAGUCGAGCGGCGAAGGGCCACGAGCUCAAGAUCAUCACCAAAGAGCAAUCUGUCAUACAACUCGAUGGCUUUGUUGCAGAUGACUUCGAGCGAGUGAGCAAAGCAUUCAAAAUUUGGUACGGCAUCAAUCUCGAGAAUAAAGAGCAUGCCCUUCGUGGUUGGAAUUGGGGCAAGGCAGAGUUUGGCCGCGCGGAAAUGGCAUUCAAUGUGCAAAAUCGCCCAGCCUUUGAGAUCCCCUACUCCGAGAUAUCCAACACCAAUCUGGCCGGUCGCAACGAGAUCGCCGUCGAAUUCAACCUUACGAGCGAACAGAAUGGCGUCAAUGGCCACAAGCCCGCCACAACACGAGAACGCGGUCGAAAAGCAGCUGCCGCCCGCGACGAGCUUGUCGAAAUGCGCUUCUACAUCCCAGGCACCAUGUCCAAGAAGGAAGCCAACGGCGACGAGGGCUCUUUCCGGUUACGCGGCAAGACGUACGACUACAAGGUCGAGUACUCCGCCAUCAAGAAAGUCUUCAUGCUGCCCAAGAUCGAUGAAGUACACACCCUACUCACCCUCGGCCUCGACCCUCCACUUCGCCAGGGUCAGACCCGCUACCCCUUCCUCGUCAUGCAGAUCAAGCUCGACGACGAAACACAGAUCGACCUCAAUCUCGAGGAGGACGUCCUCGCGACCAAAUACAAAGACAAGCUCGAAGGCCACUACGAAGCACCUCUACACCACGUCAUCACACGCGUCUUCAAGGGCUUGUCCGGCAAGAAGGUCAUCACACCAUCGAAAGACUUCUCCUCACACCACAAUCUACAAGGCGUCAAAUGCUCAAUCAAGGCCAACGAAGGCGCGCUGUACUGUCUGGACAGAAGUUUCAUGUUCGUCCCCAAACCGGCCACAUACGUACCCAUCGAGAACGUGGAGAAGAUUGUCAUGAGCAGAAUCGGAGGUCAACUGGCGGCUAGUAGAACCUUUGACAUCAGUAUUCUGCUGAAGGGCGGUGCUGGAGAGCAUCAAUUUAGCAAUAUCAAUCGGGAGGAGCAGCAGAGUUUGGAGGAGUUCUUCAAGGCAAAAGGAAUCAAAUACAAGAACGAAAUGACAGAUGACUCCUCCUCGCUCCUCAAAGCCGCCCUUGAAGACCAAGAUCUGGCCUCGUCGGAAGAGACGCACCUGGCGGCGGCGGCGCGGACCGUGGACUCGGAAAGUGAUGUGGCCGAGGAGUACGACUCAGAGCAUGAGAGCAGUGGGGCGGGCAGCGGCAGUGAUGUCGAGAUGGCCGAUGCGGAUGAUGGUGAUGAUGAUGACGGUGACGCGGAGGAGGAGGAGCGGCCGAAGAAGAAAAGUAAGAAGUGA
Cyphellophora attinorum is the source of this 1515-nucleotide messenger RNA. Its product is annotated as FACT complex subunit ctc-1. The record is from RefSeq and is a predicted model, not a curated record. The transcript has 4 exons. Gene Ontology annotation, molecular function: histone binding; DNA binding; nucleosome binding. Gene Ontology annotation, cellular component: nucleus; FACT complex. NCBI's taxonomy places the organism in Eukaryota, Fungi, Ascomycota, Eurotiomycetes, Chaetothyriales, Cyphellophoraceae. Bases 1 to 1515 code for a protein of 504 amino acids.